AUGUCGAAACCUAACCCUAUAAAUUUAAGAUCGACUACCUCGGGUACUCUCGACGGUCUGCGAUAUGUUCAGGCACCCUGGGAAGUGCCGCUGGCAACUGUAACCCCGACACGAUUGAACCGUACGUUGCAGGCGCUAGAUGUAUUUAUUUCGAGUAACUGGAUACGCCCGAUACUUGGGGAUUCAAAUAUCUUGGCCUUUACGAUAUCAGAUGCAGGGAGGCCAUUGGCAACCUCAUAUAGCGACCCGGUACAGUUUCGAUUCAAGCAUCUAGACGCAAUCGUAGACUUAUCUAAUGUCAGCAUUCCCCACAACGUAAUUGGAAAUGGUGCGGAACAUCAAACAUCUUGGUUGGGAUUCUCUUUGGCACUUCUGGUCGAUGGGACAGCUAGACAGGGUUUAAGGACUGGCAUCGACAAUUACUGCUGUGCUUUAUCACUUGUGGGCCUUGGGAGUACCUUCAAAGAUAAAGAAGCCAUGGACUCGGUAUAA
This is a messenger RNA of Morchella importuna, 492 nucleotides long. RefSeq lists its product as uncharacterized. The coding region runs from base 1 to 492 and encodes 163 amino acids. The record is from RefSeq and is a predicted model, not a curated record. The transcript is spliced from 5 exons. NCBI's taxonomy places the organism in Eukaryota, Fungi, Ascomycota, Pezizomycetes, Pezizales, Morchellaceae.